ACGCGCUUCCUGCUCUCACUGGGCUGGGGGCUCUCUCAGCCUGGGAAGCAGAAGCGCUUUGCAAAAGGCUGGCAGAGACGCGGCGCCUCCGAGCAGGCAGGAGGUUGCUGCAGCCGCGGCGAGCGGAGGAGGAGAGCGGCGCUCCGAUGCCCCGCGCCAUGCCCGGCUAAGGCUCGCCUCUCCCGGUAGGAACCGCUUCCAGGCGUGCAUUUAAGGCGGAUUCCCCUCCUUUCGAUAUAUAUGCAGGUAACAUAAAGAGAAGCCUGCAAGAGAUCUGGCAAGAUGGUUGCUCUGUCCUUGAAGAUCUGCAUUCGCCAGUGCAAUGUGGUCAAGACGAUGCAGUUUGAGCCCUCCACAGCCGUGUACGACGCCUGCCGUGUUAUUCGUGAGCGAGUGCCAGAGGCUCAAACUGGACAAGCCUCCGACUAUGGGUUAUUCCUGUCUGAUGAAGAUCCACGGAAAGGCAUUUGGCUGGAAGCCGGGAGGACCCUCGAUUACUACAUGCUGCGGAAUGGGGAUAUUUUGGAAUACAAGAAGAAGCAAAGGCCGCAGAAGAUCCGGAUGCUGGACGGGUCGGUGAAGACGGUGAUGGUGGACGAUUCUAAAACGGUUGGAGAAUUGCUGGUGACCAUUUGCAGCCGGAUAGGAAUAACCAACUACGAAGAAUACUCCUUAAUUCAAGAGAGCACCGAAGAAAAGAAAGAGGAGGGCACAGGGACCCUGAAGAAAGAUCGGACGCUGCUGCGAGAUGAAAAAAAAAUGGAGAAAUUAAAGGCCAAGCUGCACACGGAUGAUGACCUAAACUGGUUAGAUCACAGUCGAACGUUUCGGGAGCAAGGAGUGGACGAGAACGAGACGCUGCUGCUGAGACGCAAAUUCUUCUACUCGGACCAGAAUGUGGACUCGAGAGACCCUGUUCAACUAAAUCUGCUUUAUGUUCAGGCUCGUGAUGAUAUUCUGAAUGGUUCCCAUCCAGUGUCGUUUGAGAAAGCGUGUGAAUUUGGAGGUUUCCAAGCGCAGAUCCAGUUUGGGCCUCACGUUGAGCACAAGCACAAACCUGGAUUUUUAGACCUAAAAGAAUUCCUUCCGAAAGAAUACAUCAAGCAAAGAGGAGCUGAAAAGAGGAUAUUUCAGGAACACAAAAACUGUGGGGAGAUGACAGAAAUCGAAGCUAAGGUGAAAUACGUGAAGUUGGCUCGGUCUCUGAGGACGUACGGAGUCUCUUUUUUCCUUGUUAAGGAGAAAAUGAAGGGGAAGAACAAGCUGGUCCCUCGUCUGCUGGGCAUCACAAAGGAGUCAGUGAUGCGGGUGGAUGAAAAGACCAAGGAGGUCCUCCAGGAGUGGCCGCUGACCACUGUCAAGCGCUGGGCGGCCUCGCCAAAAAGCUUCACUCUGGAUUUUGGGGAGUAUCAAGAAAGUUACUACUCGGUGCAAACCACUGAAGGGGAGCAGAUCUCUCAACUAAUUGCAGGUUACAUUGAUAUCAUCCUCAAGAAGAAGCAAAGUAAGGACCGUUUUGGACUGGAAGGGGAUGAGGAAUCCACAAUGUUGGAAGAAUCUGUAUCGCCUAAAAAAUCGACCAUCUUGCAGCAGCAGUUCAACCGAACGGGGAAAGUAGAGCAUGGCUCUGUCGCCCUGCCAGCUGUCAUGCGUUCAGGCUCCAUGGGGCCAGAGACCUUCAACGUUGGCAGCAUGCCUUCUCCGCAGCAGCAGGUGACAGUCGGCCAAAUGCACAGAGGGCACAUGCCUCCCUUGACUUCUGCCCAGCAGGCCCUGAUGGGAACGAUCAACACCAGCAUGCAUGCGGUUCAGCAGGCCCAGGCUGACCUGACCGAGGUGGACAGCCUCCCACCAUUAGGAAACGACAUGGCUUCCAGAGUUUGGGUUCAGAACAAAGUGGAUGAAUCCAAACAUGAAAUACACUCUCAGGUUGAUGCCAUCACUGCAGGAACGGCUUCUGUUGUGAACCUUACAGCAGGUGACCCAGUUGACACGGACUAUACUGCUGUGGGGUGUGCGAUCACCACCAUCUCUUCAAACCUCACUGAGAUGUCCAAAGGUGUCAAGCUUCUUGCUGCGCUAAUGGAUGAUGACGUUGGAAGUGGGGAGGACCUACUGAAAGCCGCCCGCACCCUUGCAGGAGCUGUGUCGGACUUGCUGAAGGCUGUGGAGCCAACGUCAGGAGAGCCCCGCCAGACGGUCUUGACAGCAGCCGGGAGCAUAGGGCAAGCCAGCGGCGAGCUUCUCAGACAGAUCGGAGAAAAUGAAACCGAUGAACGAUUCCAGGAUGUGUUGAUGAGUCUUGCCAAAGCCGUCGCCAAUGCCGCCGCCAUGUUGGUGUUGAAGGCCAAGAAUGUGGCCCAGGUGGCCGAAGACGCGGUUCUGCAGAACAGGGUGAUCGCUGCUGCCACGCAGUGUGCCCUCUCCACUUCUCAACUGGUGGCCUGUGCAAAGGUUGUGAGCCCGACCAUCAGUUCCCCUGUGUGUCAGGAGCAGCUGAUAGAGGCCGGGAAGCUGGUGGAUCGUUCUGUGGAAAACUGUGUCCGAGCCUGCCAGGCGGCCACAGACGACUCUGAGCUGCUCAAGCAGGUCAGCGCAGCCGCCAGUGUGGUGAGCCAGGCCUUGAACGAUCUCCUGCAGCAUGUCCGCCAAUUUGCCAGCCGGGGGGAGCCCAUUGGGCGCUACGACCAGGCCACGGACACCAUCAUGUGUGUCACCGAGAGCAUCUUCAGUUCCAUGGGGGAUGCUGGUGAAAUGGUACGGCAGGCCAGGGUCCUCGCUCAAGCAACUUCGGAUCUCGUGAACGCCAUGAGGUCGGAUGCUGAGGCAGAGAUAGACAUGGAAAACUCCAAGAAACUUCUGGCAGCUGCGAAACUUCUGGCUGACUCAACAGCCCGGAUGGUUGAAGCUGCAAAGGGAGCUGCAGCAAACCCAGACAAUGAGGACCAGCAGCAGAGGCUUCGCGAAGCAGCUGAAGGUCUGCGAGUGGCCACUAAUGCAGCUGCUCAGAAUGCCAUCAAGAAGAAAAUCGUCAACAGAUUAGAGGUUGCUGCUAAGCAAGCAGCAGCUGCUGCAACUCAGACCAUUGCAGCCUCACAGAAUGCAGCCAUUUCAAAUAAGAACACGGCAGCCCACCAGCAACUUGUCCAGAGCUGUAAGAAUGUUGCAGAUCACAUUCCACAGCUUGUCCAGGGUGUGCGUGGAAGCCAGGCCCAGGCAGAAGACUUGAGUGCUCAACUUGCACUGAUAAACUCCAGCCAAAUCUUCCUCCAGCCAGGGAGCAAAAUGGUGGCCUCCGCUAAAGCAGCUGUGCCUACAGUGGCAGACCAGGCUGCGGCGAUGCAAUUGAGCCAGUGUGCCAAGAAUCUUGCCACCAGCCUUGCCGAGCUAAGGACUGCCUCCCAAAAGGCGCAUGAAGCCUGUGGACCCAUGGAAAUUGACUCUGCCUUGAACACUGUUCAAACACUCAAAAAUGAGCUGCAGGAUGCAAAGAUGGCAGCCGUUGAUGGGCAGUUGAAACCACUUCCAGGAGAAACGCUUGAAAAAUGUGCUCAGGACCUGGGAAGCACCUCCAAAGCAGUCGGUUCUUCAAUGGCCCAACUGCUGACUUGUGCAGCACAAGGCAAUGAACACUAUACAGGGGUUGCUGCCAGAGAGACGGCACAUGCCUUGAAGACUUUGGCUCAGGCGGCCCGAGGUGUUUCUGCAUCCACCAGUGACCCAACAGCAGCCCACGCAAUGUUGGACUCGGCGCGGGAUGUCAUGGAAGGCUCAGCAAUGCUAAUCCAGGAAGCAAAGCAGGCUUUGGUGGCUCCUGGCGAUGCAGAAAGCCAACAGAGGCUGGCCCAGGUGGCCAAAGCUGUCUCCCAUUCUUUGAACAACUGUGUGAACUGCCUUCCUGGCCAAAAGGAUGUGGAUGUAGCAUUGAAAAGCAUUGGUGAAUCCAGCAAAAAAUUGCUUGUGGAAUCGCUGCCUCCCAGUUCAAAAUCAUUCCAAGAAGCACAGAGUGAACUCAACCAGGCUGCAGCUGACCUGAACCAGUCAGCGGGGGAGGUUGUCCAUGCCACGCGGGGCCAGAGCGGGGAGCUGGCAGCUGCUUCCGGAAAAUUCAGUGAAGACUUUGACGAGUUCCUUGAUGCUGGGAUUGAAAUGGCUGGGCAAGCUCAGACAAAAGAGGACCAAAUUCAAGUCGUUGGGAACCUCAAGAACAUCUCCAUGGCUUCCAGCAAGUUGCUUCUGGCUGCCAAGUCUCUCUCGGUGGAUCCCGGUGCUCCCAAUGCCAAGAACCUCUUGGCAGCGGCUGCAAGGGCUGUGACUGAGAGUAUAAAUCAGCUCAUCACUUUGUGUACUCAGCAAGCGCCGGGCCAAAAAGAGUGUGACAACGCUCUCCGGGAACUGGAGACGGUUAAAGAAAUGCUGGAAAACCCCAAUGAACCUGUUAGCGACCUCUCUUAUUUUGACUGCAUUGAAGGUGUUAUGGAAAACUCCAAGGUUCUGGGAGAGGCGAUGGCUGGAAUUUCUCAGAAUGCCAAGACAGGGGACCUCCCAGUCUUUGGCGAGUGUGUUGGGGUGGCUUCCAAGGCCCUUUGUGGCCUCACUGAAGCAGCAGCUCAGGCUGCUUACCUGGUUGGCAUCUCGGAUCCCAACAGCCAGGCCGGUCAGCAGGGGCUUGUUGAUCCUAUCCAGUUUGCCAGGGCCAAUCAAGCUAUCCAAAUGGCAUGUCAGAACUUGGUGGACCCAGGAAGCAGCCCAUCCCAGGUCUUGUCAGCAGCUACAAUUGUGGCAAAGCACACUUCUGCACUGUGUAAUGCAUGCCGCAUUGCUUCGUCCAAGACAGCCAACCCCGUUGCAAAGAGGCACUUUGUCCAGUCUGCAAAGGAAGUGGCAAACAGCACUGCCAACCUGGUUAAAACUAUCAAGGCCUUGGAUGGUGACUUCUCAGAAGAUAACCGGAAUAAGUGCCGGAUUGCAACUGCUCCAUUGAUUGAAGCUGUGGAAAACCUAACAGCCUUUGCAUCAAACCCGGAGUUUGUCAGCAUCCCGGCCCAGAUCAGUGCCGAGGGUUCUCGGGCACAGGAACCAAUCCUGACUUCUGCCCGGACUAUGCUAGAGAGCUCGUCCUCUUUAAUCAAAACUGCUCGCUCACUGGCAAUCAACCCCAAAGACCCUCCCACGUGGUCCAUUCUCGCUGGGCACUCACACACUGUGUCCGAGUCCAUUAAGAGCCUCAUCACAUCCAUCAGAGACAAAGCCCCCGGCCAGCGGGAGUGUGACUACUCCAUAGAUGGGAUCAAUAGAUGCAUCAGGGACAUUGAGCAGGCCUCGCUUGCAGCUGUCAGUCAGAACCUGGCCACGAGGGAUGACAUUUCUGUUGAGGCCUUGCAGGAGCAGCUGACGUCGGUCGUCCAGGAAAUUGGGCAUCUGAUUGACCCCAUUGCUACAGCCGCUCGAGGCGAAGCCGCUCAGCUGGGCCACAAGGUGACGCAGGUAGCCAGCUAUUUUGAACCACUGGUUCUUGCUGCUGUCGGUGUGGUAUCCAAGUUGAUGAGCCACCAGCAACAAAUGACCUUAUUGGACCAGACCAAGACUCUGGCGGAAUCUGCCCUCCAGAUGCUCUACGCAGCCAAAGAAGGGGGAGGAAACCCCAAGGCUUCACACACUCACGAUGCCAUCACGGAAGCUGCCCAGCUGAUGAAGGAAGCGGUGGAUGAUAUCAUGGUUACCUUGAAUGAAGCUGCCAGCGAAGUAGGGAUGGUGGGAAACAUGGUGGACUCGAUAGCUGAAGCCAUGAGCAAGCUGGACGAGGGCACACCACCAGAACCCAAUGGAACCUACGUUGACUAUCAGACCACCGUAGUCAAAUACUCCAAAGCCAUUGCAGUAACAGCCCAAGAAAUGAUGACGAAGGCGGUUACUAAUCCAGAGGAGCUGGGAGGACUCGCUUCACAAAUGACCACAGACUACGGUCACUUGGCAUUUCAGGGACGGAUGGCAGCCGCUACAGCAGAACCGGAGGAGAUAGGCUUCCAGAUCAGAACACGGGUUCAGGAACUUGGCCACAGCUGCAUCUUCCUGGUCCAGAAGGCUGGUGCUCUACAGAUAUGUCCCACAGAUAGCUACACCAAGAGGGAGCUGAUAGAGUGUGCUCGGGCAGUCAGCGAGAAGGUGUCCUUAGUUCUGUCAGCCCUGCAGGCAGGCAACAAAGGCACCCAGGCGUGCAUCACGGCUGCUAGCGCCGUCUCAGGCAUCAUCGCCGACCUGGACACCACCAUCAUGUUCGCCACGGCCGGAACACUGAAUGCUGAGAACAACGAAUCCUUUGCAGACCACAGGGAAAAUAUUCUGAAGACAGCAAAAGCUUUGGUUGAAGACACAAAGCUGUUGGUAUCUGGGGCUGCCUCAAGCCAGGACAAGCUUGCUCAAGCAGCUCAGUCAUCCGCAAGCACCAUCACUCAACUGGCUGAGGUUGUGAAACUGGGAGCAGCCAGCCUGGGAUCAAGUGACCCAGAAACACAGGUUGUGCUGAUCAAUGCUAUUAAGGAUGUGGCAAAGGCCUUGUCUGACCUCAUAGGCGCAACCAAAGGAGCCGCCAGCAAGCCUGCAGAUGACCCAUCCAUGUACCAGCUCAAGGGAGCAGCAAAGGUAAUGGUAACAAACGUCACAUCACUACUGAAGACUGUGAAAGCCGUAGAAGAUGAAGCAACGCGAGGGACAAGAGCGCUUGAGGCUACGAUUGAGUACAUCAAGCAAGAACUCACGGUGUUUCAGUCAAAAGAUAUUCCUGAAAAGAACUCAUCACCUGAAGAAUCGAUCCGGAUGACGAAAGGCAUCACCAUGGCGACAGCCAAAGCCGUAGCAGCUGGGAACUCAUGCCGACAGGAGGACGUGAUUGCUACAGCCAACCUGAGCCGCAAAGCUGUAGCUGAUAUGCUGGCAGCUUGCAAGCAAGCUUCGUACCACCACGACGUAAGCGAAGAUGUCCGGACAAGAGCUCUCCACUAUGGAACAGAGUGCACCCUGGGAUACCUGGAGCUGCUGGAACACGUUCUCAUGAUUCUCCAGAAGCCCACCCCAGAACUGAAGCAUCAGUUGGCUGCCUUGUCAAAGAGGGUCGCUAGUGCUGUCACAGAGCUCAUACAGUCAGCCGAAGCAAUGAAAGGCACCGAAUGGGUAGAUCCAGAGGACCCCACAGUCAUUGCCGAGACAGAGUUGUUGGGAGCUGCUGCAUCGAUUGAAGCUGCUGCAAAGAAGUUGGAGCAGUUAAAGCCAAGAGCCAAGCCUAAGCAGGCAGACGAGACCCUGGAUUUUGAAGAGCAGAUCCUCGAAGCAGCUAAAUCCAUUGCAGCUGCCACCAGCGCGCUUGUCAAGUCCGCGUCUGCAGCUCAGAGGGAGCUGGUUGCCCAGGGCAAGGUUGGAGCCAGCCCUGCCAAUGCAGCUGAUGAUGGACAGUGGUCUCAGGGACUUAUUUCUGCCGCCCGAAUGGUGGCGGCUGCCACCAGCAACCUCUGCGAAGCUGCCAAUGCUUCAGUCCAAGGCCACGCCAGCGAGGAGAAACUGAUCUCCUCUGCCAAGCAAGUGGCAGCGUCCACAGCACAGUUGCUGGUGGCUUGUAAAGUGAAAGCAGAUCAGGACUCGGAGGCCAUGAGGAGGCUGCAGGCCGCAGGGAAUGCUGUCAAACGUGCAUCGGAUAAUCUGGUCAGGGCAGCCCAGAAGGCGGCGUUUGGUAAGGCUGAUGAUGACGAUGUCGUGGUGAAAACAAAGUUCGUCGGAGGCAUUGCACAGAUCAUUGCAGCACAGGAGGAGAUGCUGAAGAAGGAACGGGAGCUGGAAGAGGCGAGGAAAAAGCUAGCCCAGAUUCGUCAGCAGCAAUACAAAUUUCUCCCUACUGAACUGCGGGAAGAUGAAGGCUAACCUUUCCCUGGUGGUUUUGCUUGAAAGAAACCUGAACUGAAGGGGAAGAAGAUGAAGAAAUUACCAGGCACUUCCUGAAAUAGGUUUUGGGGCAGGAGAGAAGCAGAGGGUGGGCUGUUGUUUCUCGACUCUUCAGCUACGGUGCGCUGGUCUGAUGGUACAGUGUUAUGGUCCGGUCCCGUCCCCCCAUCCUGCCCUUAUUUGCUGUAUCUCAGGAGAGAGAGCCUCACUUUUUUUACACAAGGGUUAUAAAGUCAGUAUUAUAUCAUAAUCAGAAGUUUUGAUCUAUUUAUUAUUCUCUUUGACUAGCGUUAAGGACUUUGGUAUUAUAAUAUGUAGGAAGACGGUGUUUAGAAGUCCAUGAUUCAAAUAAGCUUCCCAAAUGGAACUGCUGUUGAGUUUUCUUCUUUUUCUUCUUCCUCUUUUCCUCCCUUUCUUUCUUUCUUUCUUUUUCUUGUGUCCUCUUUCCUUCCAAGACUGAGGCAGCAGCCAUGUCCCAGAGAAACCAGACAUUUGAAUGUGUUGGCUUUAUGGAGGGAAAGUAUUUGUCCUCUCCAGUGUCAUAUAGGGCUGCUUCGCUCUAAAUGUUGGGGGAACUUUCUCGGUAACUGUUUGCACUACAAGUAUCCAUAUCGGCACAUUGCCACGCGUCACCCCAUUCUUUGUGCAGUGGUUUUUUUUUUCUUGGGGGGGGGGGCGUGGAUUCAGGUUUCUAGCCCACAAGGAAUUAGAAUACUUAUCCUUUUGGUGGGAAUAAAGUAACCCAAGGAAGACAAACCGACGUGCAUUUUUUAAAAAAGUGCAGAGUAGCAGGUUCAUGAAGGAAAAUGCCUUUUUGUUUAAGUAUACCUCUCGCUUAAAUCAGCCUUUGCUAACCUGUUGCCCUCUGGAUGUUUGAGACUACAAUUCCCAUCAGCCCUAGCCAGUACCAGUCUGUUAAUACAAAACACAUCUCAGUCUUAAUCUCAACAGCUUUUCUCGCUCAUUUUAGUGAAGAACUGGCUUAUAUUAUGAAUUUGUGCUUGAACAUCCCUAGAUGUGAUCCAUGAGGUGUAAUAUCAGAGAGGAUGCCACUUCUGUGGAAUCUCUCCUACCCACUGCUCCCUUCCCCAUACUUUUACAAAUGUUACAUUUUGCAGGGGAAAUCAAAAGCUGCUUUUAUCAACUGUGAAGAAAAAUAUCUGGAAAUUUAACGGCUGGCCAGUAAAAUAGUAUUUUUCUGGGAGAUGAACGUUGUGUUGCUAUCCAAGGAACAGCAUUCUAUAAAAAAAUAAACUUAAGAAAAUGCUAUUUCAAAGGUAUUGCAAUGCUCUUCACCCAAUGUGGCAUAAAUCCUCAGACAAGAUACCAUUACAUUUGUUAUGUUUCUCAUACAAACAGACUUUGCCACAUAACUGAAAAAGGGGAAACUAAACUGGAGGUUGUGAAUCAUCAUAAGUAUCUAUCAUGCUCAGACUGUGGCAAAACUCUUUAGAACAAGCCUCCCAGUCUACUGGCUGGAAAAUGAUUUCCUUCCCAAGUCCUCCUGGAUGCCAUGAAGUUAGCUCACCUACUCCAAAUUGCAUCAAGCAGGCUUCCUGGCUUAGUUAAACUUUUUGCAGAAAUAAUGCUCUCCGAACACAGUUGAAAUCUUGGGCAUUGGGCGCCAGGUGGGAUAUGAAAAGCUCCACGGAGGCCUUGCCUGCCUGUGGUGAGAUGCAGGCUGGGCCUGAAGAAAUGGGGGUUGUGUUGCCUGGUUGACAGAAAGCUCUGGAAGAAAUGGUAGAGCUGCCUGUGGGCAGGAUUAUUUCAGACAGCAGGUGGGAAGUUGUGGGUAGGUAUCAGCCCCAUGAAGACAGUUGCUGACUAAGCAGGAAGGAAGCUGAAUGAGGGCUCUUCUUCCCCACCCUAAAAAAAUGGCUUUCCAAGUCCACAGAAGUGAGUGGUGGUUUUCUUUUUACUUUUUCCUUAAUAUAGGCUGUUCCUCCAAAUGCAGCCUGAUGAGCUACAGUCUGGCAGAGCAUCUUUAUCAUCUUAUCACUCUCUUGAAAAUGGGUGCAUCAUGUUUCAUUUAUUGUUCUCCAAGGGCUGACCAAAUGACUGUGGGAGAGGCAGGAAAUUGAUUUGUUGGUGGUGGAAUACAAAAAGGGGGCUGAUGUUUCCCCUUCCAAAUCCACAGUCUACUUCAAGCCUUGACAGGAUUCUAGUUGCCAACAACUUGCUGUAAGCCUAGGCUAUAAUUUGUGGUACAAUUUUGCUAACAAGUAUUUAAACUUCCUUGCCUGAAAUGCACAUAAUUUGAAGUUUUAUUACUUAAAAUAUCUUAGCCUCUCCUUAGGAAAUGGCAUCAUGCCAGCAGUUGAUUUUUUUUCUCAAGACUUUGUCUCAUCUCUGAUGCUGAAGGAUUUUAAGGUCUUGUCAGACUGCAGAAUCCUUGGCAAAUAUAGAAAACUUUAGCAAAGUUUGGGGUACUGGCAGAUUUGGACCCCUCUUUGAGGGAGGCCCCACUGUCAAUCUCUGAAGGUUUUGUCCAGGGCAAUGUAUUUUAAAACGUUAUUGAAAGUCUGCAACAGAUUGAGUGCAUUUCAUAAUUCAUUCUGUGAGCUUAAUUCCUUUCCAUAAUUUAUUCUGUUUCUCCAAAUCAUGGAGAAGGGUCCAAGAACUCUGUGGAACAUCAUUGUUACACUCCCAGCCACUGAGAAGCUUAUUCAGCUACCCUCACCCCCUCUGCAGCUUCCGAUCUUUCAGCAAACAUGUUCCAUACACUCCCAAGCAUAUUUUCUCAGGGCUGGAAACUUGCUUUCCUUAACAAUUGAAAGCUGAGGCUCUCAGAAUGCUGUCCAUUUGCCCCUGCGUGUUUAAAAUUUGAGGUGCAACUGCAACCACUCAAAAUGCCAUGUUUGGAGGGGGGGCGAGUUGUUUUAACUUCAGCUUGCAGAAAGCAUGUUUAUGAAAGUGAGCAGAACGAGCACAAGGCAUUUGGGGCCUGUGGGAAGAAAACACCCAUUGCCCUCCAUGCAGGCAGGCAGGGCAAAGAAUCAGGAGGGUCACCUGCACACAAGCCCCACUGAAUUGAAGGGGAGGCUUCAGAAAGGCUUGCACAGGAGGAGAGCAUCUGGAUAGAUAGUGUUGCUGUGCACAGAGGACCCUUUUGGUUCUCUGCCUCCAGCCCCCAAAUGCCUUGGCGAAGAGGUGACCUUGACAUUAAGAGUUUUAACAUCUUGGGCUUUUAUCACCUGCAGCGGUAACAAGAAAGCGAAGCAGACUUGGAAAAAUUUCCACAGACACCCCAUCACCUGAUCUCCUUGCAUGGCUCUUCUUGGGCAAUUAAAUUCCCCCCCCCCCCAAAGUGCUCUAAGAAUCUCUAAAGAGAAUUGUGACGUGGCAAACGCCUGUUUAGCAACUGAGCAUCUUUCCACGAGGAACCGCCGCCUUUGCCUUUAAAGUCCCCUGCCUCCAGUAAAUGACCCAAAUCCAAGCCUCGCCCCUGCUCCCAUUGGAAGAGUGUUAAAUUUCUCAUUUGCAAACCAUUGGGAUUCAAGACUUGCUUGCCAGCCUUGUUUCUGUUCUUCAACAAAACCACUAUUGACAUUGCCAAACUCUGAAUGUUGGUGUGAGCACCGAAGAUCUUCUGAAUGAUUCAGACACUUGUAUGGUGACAGAGACAAUGUGCUCCUGUUCACCUGUGCAAGGUCGCCUGUGCAAGGAAAAGCACCAAGGGAGUGCACACUCCGUCUUGAUGUUACACUGUAUGUACACUAUUUAUCUGGCCCACAAAACUGUUUUGUAUUUACCAUAAAUAAAACUUUUGAUGGCACGGCCUCUCUUUUUUCUUAGA
Zootoca vivipara (common lizard) is the source of this 11728-nucleotide messenger RNA. It is a transcript of the gene TLN2, whose product is annotated as talin 2. Gene Ontology annotation, biological process: cell-cell adhesion; actin cytoskeleton organization. Gene Ontology annotation, cellular component: focal adhesion; cytoplasm; ruffle. The record is from RefSeq and is a predicted model, not a curated record. Gene Ontology annotation, molecular function: structural constituent of cytoskeleton; actin filament binding; integrin binding. NCBI's taxonomy places the organism in Eukaryota, Metazoa, Chordata, Lepidosauria, Squamata, Lacertidae.